Molecule: messenger RNA, 1621 nt
Organism: Blepharisma stoltei
Lineage: Eukaryota; Ciliophora; Heterotrichea; Heterotrichida; Blepharismidae
Source: the annotation of a GenBank genome assembly
AUGGUUUUAUAUUAAAAUAGCCUGAAUAGUUCCAUUAGAGCUUUAAUUAUAUAAAUAAAGCGUUAUAAUUUCUAUAGAAUUCUUUAUAAUGAUUUUUUUUUAUUACAGAAAUUAAUCAAAAAUAGAAAAUUCAUUAUAGAACUUCCAAAGCAAGGGCUUUUUUGAGGUUCAAGGAUAAUGAAGAAACCAUUCUGCUACAAAUGUCAGAUGAUCCUGAAAGGAGAAAUUGAAAAUUUGUGUCGAGCAAUUUUUUGGGGUGUUUUAAGAUUAUUGAUGAAGAAAAUCAGGAAACUUUAAGCUUUGAAAUAGAUCAUGAUGGAGAAUUUGCUAUUUAUGAUGAGAAACUAAUAGAAAUUGAAACAAAUAACCAGAAAAUAAUGCUUUUAUCAGAUCUUGAUAACACCCUUGUAGGAUACAAUGAAGUAGCAAGAUCUGCGUUGAUAAGAUUUAAUGAAUAUUGAAUAAGAAAACACUUAUUUUCUGGCUCAAAAUUAGUUUAUAACACUGGCCGAGAUUUUUGUCGAUAUAUAAGCUUGCUUAAUGAUGGCUUUGAACUAUUAGAGCCAGAUUUGCUCAUUACAGGCGCUGGAGUUGAAGCUUAUACAAUUGAUAAAUUGUCAGGGGAGUAUAUUCUUCAUGAAAACAUUUCUGAUCUUUAUGAUCUUGAGCAUUGGGAUUCUUCAACAGUCCAACAAAUCAUAGCAAAAGAUUUUCCAUGGCUUUAUACGCCUGCUGAAAAUAACGUCCACAAGCUAAAAAUCUGAAUGAAAGCUAACAUGCAGGAUUUUUUGCUGCAUUCUUCAGCGUUGAAAUUAUAUUUUAAAAAUCAUGAAAAUUUGAUGAGGUAUGGGAAAAUAAUAAAGGCAAAAAUUAUUAUAGCAGGAGAUAAUCUGGAGUGAAAAAAUUUUCACAUCACAGCGCAAAAUGGAGGUAAAAACACUGGAGUAGCCUUUGCAAAGGCAUUUUUCUUAACUUAACUUAAUUAUUCGGUGUUUAAGGUGUCUAGUGCCGCAGUCCCAAAAUGGAACUUUUAGCUAACUAGUGACGUCGCGGUGGUCAGCCCAACCGGCCAAGCCUUCUAUCGACGCUUCGUCCCUAGCCGCCGCAUAUCUCACCCGGCCCCGUUGCCGUCGCUCUGCCUCGACUCAGCUCCUGCGCGUGUUCCUCCUAAGAGUCUUCUUCCCGUGGAGAAGUGCUGAGGGGUAAAACUCCGAAAUUUUGAACGCACUGAGGAGCUGUUCUUUUUGUUUAUCCCCAAAAUUAAACAGCUAUUGCUGUGCAGAAGUUCUCGAGAGAAACCCAACCCCAUAAAUAAAAUUCCAUGAGGGAGAGAAAAUUAGCAGAGCUAAUUUCUCUCGAACCGAAUACCAUUUUAUUUAUGCAAAGGCAUUUUUUCAAUUUUGAAGAAAAAUAUAUGAUCGCAGCUGGGGAUUCGGGAAAUGAUAUUGAUAUGUUUAAAGGAGAAAUCUGAGGAAUUAUAGUCGGAAACUAUGAAGAAGAGCUGGGGGCAUGGCUUAAUAAGAAGCCAAGAAUAAACAAAAUAAUUUCAAAUUACAGUUUUGCGGAUGGCAUUAUUGACGGAAUACAAAAAAUAACAAAAAAUAUGUCUAAUAGCCAAUAA